AUGACAGGGUCCGGCGGCGUCCGGUGGUUGCUGCGCAGCGGGGUAAGCCAGGAGGGAAUUUUGAAUGGAGAUCGGAUCGAGCGUGUGGGGAGGUGUCGGCAGUGGCGCUUGCUGGUCAGAGCUGAGAGCUACUCCUUUCAGGUGCAUGCCUGUAUAAAAACAUCUAGAGCAUGCAUCUGCCUGCAGGGAACGUCCAGUGCCCUCUACUACAGCAGCUCUUUUGCCAUGAUCUCUGCACAGCAGCCACUGUUCAACAAAAUUCAAAGAGGCACGGACUGCCAAACCGAGGAAGAAGAAACAUGUGAAGAGCAAUAUGAUUCUGAAAACUGCCCUAGCAGCUCCACACAUACCUCACCACCAGCAGAAUCCAAUCCAGAUUCACCAGUAAUUCUUAAAAUACUACAGAACUGGACUCCUAGAGUUUCACACUACUUUGAUAAAGAGCACUAUACAUAUGUUGGCCACCAGAUUGUCAUUCAGGAGUCCAUAGAAUACUUUGGAGCUGUGGUAUGGCCAGGGGCACUGGCUUUAUCUCAGUAUCUGGAAUCAAAUCAAGAACAAUUCAACCUCAGAGACAAAAAAGUUUUGGAAAUCGGUGCUGGCACAGGCUUGGUUUCCAUUGUGGCCUGCAUGUUAGGAGCAUAUGUUACAGCUACUGAUUUGCCUGAAGUUCUUGAAAAUCUCUCAUAUAAUAUUUCAAGAAACACACAAAACAUGAAUAUGCACAAACCUGAAGUAAGAAAACUGGUAUGGGGAGAAGGACUCAGUGAAGACUUUCCUCUAUCAACUCACCAUUAUGAUUUCUUACUGGCAACUGAUGUUGUAUACCAUCAUGCAGCUUUGGACCCCCUGCUAGCAACAAUGGAGUACUUUUGUAAGCCAGGAACAGUAUUACUGUGGGCAAAUAAAUUCAGAUUCACUACAGACUAUGAAUUUUUGGAAAGACUUUGCAAUAUAUUUAAAACAACCAUUUUAGCAGAAUUUCCAGAAUCUAAUGUCAAGCUGCUUAAAGCUACAGUAAGAGAGAAUUAAAGAGGAAGCUAUUAUUAAUUUUGAUUUAGUGGCAGCAUCUUGCAGUUUGGAAUGUUUUGCAGCAUUACAGUGCACCUUCUGUGUAUUUAUGUUUGUAAAGCUGCAGCUGUAUCUGAGUUUCGCAUUACAUGUUAUGAAAAAAAGGGCAAGAUAAAUACAUAGCAAAUUGUCUCCUGUUGAUAGAUAUGACCUGUUCAAGCAGACCAAUGUCACUUCACUGAAGGAACCACGUUAGCAACAUCUGUUAGUAAAAAAAAAGCUCUAA
This is a messenger RNA of Dryobates pubescens (Downy woodpecker), 1297 nucleotides long. It is a transcript of the gene METTL21C, whose product is annotated as methyltransferase 21C, AARS1 lysine. The coding region runs from base 1 to 1032 and encodes 343 amino acids. Gene Ontology annotation, cellular component: cytosol; cytoplasm. NCBI's taxonomy places the organism in Eukaryota, Metazoa, Chordata, Aves, Piciformes, Picidae. Gene Ontology annotation, biological process: peptidyl-lysine methylation. The transcript has 6 exons. The record is from RefSeq and is a predicted model, not a curated record. Gene Ontology annotation, molecular function: protein-lysine N-methyltransferase activity.